AGUUUCAGUUCGUGCGCACGGGCCAAACAGUCGACACAGUUUUGUGGCAUUCUCUAUUAAGCUCAGAUCUGAGUCCGGAGUAUUGAAAGCAAGCAUCGCGCAGUUUGCAGCCGUCGGUCGUCGUUGUUGUCGUGGUCGGAAUUGUUGUUGGUGUCGACGUUGUUUUUGUUGCCGUCGCAGUUGUCGUGCGUGUGUGUGUGUGCCUGGAAUCGCUCAAGCGGGAGUUGGCUGCUACAGAGGCUUCUCUACUCUUCUUCUCUCAGCCUCCAGCAUACGUCUCGCCUAAGCUCUCGCUUAAACAUCAACAGGACCUCGACGCCUUCCCUAUUUAAAUAUUCAAUAAGCUCGCUUGCAACGCGUGCUUAACACUUAACAGCCCGAGUUUUAAAAAAACAGCCGCAAAAUUUCGAAAACAUCGAAAAUGGUCUUUGACUGUGGCGUCUGGUGUGCAAAGUAUUUGCUUUGCAUACUAAACUUCAUAUUUUUUGUGCUAGGCACAAUUAUAUUCGGAGUCGGACUAUGGCUGGCCAUCGACAAGCACUCGCUGAUUGCUCUGCUCAAGCUUGUCGAGAGCGAGCGCAUUGAGCAUUUUACACAGCCUCAGGUCAUAGAGCAAAUGGCCUACGCUCUUCUCGUCAUCGGAGCCGUCAUGUUCUUCAUGAGCCUCUUGGGCUAUUUGGGCGCCAUGCGUGAAUCACGCUGCCUGCUGUCAACGUACGGCACGUUCCUCAUACUGCUGCUGGUGGCGGAGCUCGUGGCCGGCGGCCUGGCUGUCUUCUACAAGGAAAAGGUGCGCAGCGAGAGCAAAAAGUUCCUCCAGACGACAAUCACCAGCUAUACGCUGGGCGAGAACAUGGAUGCCACGUCGCUGAUGUGGAAUCAGCUGAUGGGCAACUUUGGCUGCUGCGGCAUCAAUGACUAUCAUGACUUUGACGAGUCCGAGGCGUGGAAGAACACAAAGGGCAAUCGCACCAUACCGGAGGCCUGUUGCGUCCUGAAGGAUGUCGCGCAAAUGGUGCCGCGCGACGAGGACUGCACGACCAAUCCCAGCGAUGCCAACAGCUACUACAAGAACGGCUGCUACGGGGUCUUCACCGAGUGGUUGAUACGACAGCGCGAGCUCAUCAUUGGCGUCAUUGUGGCCGGCAUUGUGCACCUGAUCCUGGUCAUACUCGCCUUUGCGCUGUGCAAGGCAUUUGCCAAAUACGACGAUAUGCGUCUGUAAAGAGGUUUUCUUCUCAUUUAGAUUAGCCAAAAAAGAAAG
Molecule: messenger RNA, 1264 nt
Organism: Drosophila montana
Lineage: Eukaryota; Metazoa; Arthropoda; Insecta; Diptera; Drosophilidae
Gene: Tsp66E
Product: Tetraspanin 66E
Exons: 7
Coding region: 422-1225 (267 amino acids)
Cellular component (GO): plasma membrane
Source: RefSeq, a predicted model, not a curated record